Ostreobium quekettii is the source of this 1010-nucleotide messenger RNA. Lineage: Eukaryota; Viridiplantae; Chlorophyta; Ulvophyceae; Bryopsidales; Ostreobiaceae. The record is from the annotation of a GenBank genome assembly.
UCCGAUCGGACGGUCGUCGCGCCUGGGCCUGCAGCUCCGAUGGCCGCCCAACAGCUGUGCGCCCAGCACGCGGUGACUCAUCAGAUGCAGGCCCGCUGUUCUCGUUCGGUUUGGUGGCGGACGUCCAGUACGCAGACAGGGAAAAUGGUAUGUCAAAGUCAACCGGAAACGUCAAGCAAUAUCGUGCUACUCCAGGACUACUGGGGGAAGCAGUGGGCAAGUGGCUGCAAAGGGCAGACACACUGGACUUUGUGCUGAACCUUGGGGACACCAUCGAUGGAAACGAGACCGAUGAGGGUGCCCUGCACGACCUGGAAGUGGUGGCGGAAGUCUUCGACAGACUGGGGAACAUCAAGGCACACCACGUGCUGGGAAAUCACUGCUUGGCAGCUCCAAGGGACAUGCUGUUGCAGCGGCUAGGAAUGCCACACGCAUACUACACUGCUGACAUUGCGCCUGGCUGGAGGCUGGUCACACUGGACACCACCGAAAUGAGUAACAACUCGCGCUAUCCGCAGUGCUCCUACCAGCAUGUCGAGUCCAUAGAGUUUGCUCAGACCCACCCGCCCAACCUAUACCCCUACAUGACGAGCUAUAACGGAGGCAUAUCGAGCGUCCAGAUGCGAUGGCUGAGAAGCCAGCUGCAGUCAGCACGAGCCAACAGCGAGCGCGUCGUGAUAGCAUGCCACCACCCCGUGGGCCAGGGCUCAUGUCGCCCCACGCACAUGGCGUGGAACUGUGUGGACAUCCAAGAGGCCAUUGUCUCCAGCGGGGUGGUGCCCUUGGUCUUGAGUGGGCACGACCAUCCAGGAGGCUACGCCCGCAACCAAGAUACGCAUUUUGUGACUCUCCAUGGAAUGCUGGAAGCACCCAGCGGAUCCACCGCCUUCGCCGUAGUCAACGUCUUCCCGGACGCCAUCGAGUUUGAGGGCUACGGUGUGGUACCUUGUCGGAAGCUUGGCAUCCCAAAGGUGGCGGAUUGGAGCGCAAGCGCUGCAAGGGUGCAGUAG